Molecule: messenger RNA, 1146 nt
Organism: Lathyrus sativus (Indian pea)
Lineage: Eukaryota; Viridiplantae; Streptophyta; Magnoliopsida; Fabales; Fabaceae
Source: the annotation of a GenBank genome assembly
AUGUCAGAAGAAGCCGCAGCCGCCGAAGCACUGGAAUCAAUGUCCGUGGCGGAAUCAUCAUCCAACCCAAUUCCAACAACUCCACAGUUGUUGACUGCUGAGCAGAGAUUUGAGAUCGUUAGAAGCAUCGGAGAAGAGUGCAUUCAAAAUGAAGAACUCCUUAACCUCCUUGCCAAAAAACCUGAACCUAUUUGUUAUGAUGGGUUCGAACCUUCGGGAAGAAUGCACAUUGCUCAGGGUGUCAUGAAAGCAAUCAAUGUGAACAAGCUAACAUCCGCUGGUUGUCGAGUCAAAAUAUGGGUUGCAGAUUGGUUUGCUAAGCUUAAUAACAAAAUGGGUGGAGAUUUGAAGAAAAUUGAAGUUGUUGGUCGCUACCUGAUCGAAAUUUGGAAAGCAGUUGGGAUGAAUCUGGAAGGGGGAAAAGUUGAGUUUUUGUGGUCGUCAAAAGAGAUUAAUGCCAGAGCUGAUGAGUAUUGGCCUCUUGUGUUGGAUAUAGCUCAGAAGAACAAUCUUAAAAGGAUUAUCAGGUGUAGUCAAAUUAUGGGGCGGAGUGAGCAAGAUGAAUUGACCGCUGCCCAGAUAUUCUACCCAUGUAUGCAGUGUGCUGACAUUUUUUUCCUCAAGGCCGACAUCUGCCAAUUGGGAAUGGAUCAGAGAAAAGUGAAUGUACUUGCCAGAGAGUAUUGUGAUGUUAUUAAGAGGAAGAACAAACCCAUCAUCUUAUCACACCACAUGAUACCUGGUCUACAGCAAGGGCAAGAGAAGAUGUCAAAAAGUGACCCAUUAUCAUCCAUAUUCAUGGAAGAUGAGGAGGGUGAAGUGAAUGUGAAAAUAAAAAAGGCAUAUUGCCCACCAAAGGUUGUGGAAGGAAACCCAUGCUUGGAGUACAUUAAAUAUCUUAUUUUACCUUGGUUUAACGAGUUUACGGUGGAGCGUAAUGCAGAUAAUGGGGGGAAUAAGACGUUCAAAAUCUUUGAAGAGUUGAUUGUUGACUAUGAAAGUGGAGAGCUACACCCAGCUGACCUUAAACCAGCUCUGUCAAAGUCAUUGAAUAAAAUUUUAGAGCCUGUGAGGGAACACUUCAGAAAGGACAGCAAUGCUAAAGAUCUAUUGAAAAGGGUCAAGUCUUACAGAGUCACCAAGUAA